Molecule: messenger RNA, 2380 nt
Organism: Thamnophis elegans (Western terrestrial garter snake)
Lineage: Eukaryota; Metazoa; Chordata; Lepidosauria; Squamata; Natricidae
Gene: SFN
Product: stratifin
Exons: 1
Coding region: 998-1738 (246 amino acids)
Biological process (GO): signal transduction
Cellular component (GO): cytoplasm
Molecular function (GO): protein kinase binding
Source: RefSeq, a predicted model, not a curated record
AAUAGUCACUUUUCCGGGUUUCGUUGUAAUUUCAAAUGGUCACUAAAUGAAGGUGUUUAAGGAGUGAAGGAGUGAUUCUGUAUGUGAUAACUUUGAUCGGGUGCUAGUCUUUCAUAUAUAUGGAUCAUCACUUGAGACUGUAGAUAACAAGUGUGCAAUUGACAAGUAUGCAGUGAUCAUCUACAGAGUAUGCAACACAGACAUACUCAGAAAAGUCCACUCCAAAGAAUAUUGCCCUCAUUCUGGCAAAGUAAUUGUUAAGACACAGCACUGUUGGUUUUUUUUUUUUUUAACAUACUCUUUUAAAUUUGAGCCAAUACUUUGAAUUCACCCUUGAGGUUAAAAAAUCUUUGAUGUCUUUAAUUGAAUGUCUUACUGUCCCCAUUAACUGCAUUUCUCUGAAUUUUAUGGCCUCUUAUAUUCCAUUAUAUACAUGGUUCCAUGCGUUUUAGAAAGAAAGCAGUUUCACAAGCAGUAUAACUUACGACGAGUAAUUUAAUUAAGUCUGAGAUUCCCUAGAAUACUGGCACACAGAGUGGAGGAGACGCAAAGGCAGAAAGGAUCAGGACCAGAGGCAGCUCAGGUUGAAGAAAUGCUGUAUAUGUGUGUGCUGCCCCCUGGAGGGGAAGGAUAGUCCUAUCCUACUCUGUUUCAUCCUCACAUCUUCUACCUAGAAAAGCGACCUCUUGCUCAAGAAGUUCCCAAAAGGCGGCAUUUCCACAUCCUAGGCAGGUAUGCAUUCACUCACUCACGCUCUGGCUCCAAGGUGAAUCACUGCAACUCCUUUUAAGGAGAGGCUGCAUGAAAGGAAGUGGGGGAAGGGUUAGUGGGGAGCUUCUUCACCACGCCUUGUUCUUCCUUCAGGCUGAGACGCCAAGCCAAAAGCUGAUCCCAGCAGCUAAACUCGGCAGAGAUUCCGACAGCUUUGCUAGCAGCUGCCUGAUUCCUCUCCAAAUCGGCCUCCUUGCCCAGCACUCCCUAUCACUGCCUAUUCACAAUGGCCAGGAAUCACCUAGUACAGAAAGCCAAGCUAGCUGAACAGGCUGAGCGUUAUGAGGACAUGGCUGAUUUCAUGAAGGCUGUGGUAGAGGAUGAAGCCGAACUCUCUAAUGAAGAACGCAACCUGCUCUCGGUUGCCUACAAGAACGUAGUCGGCUGUCAGAGAUCGGCAUGGCGGGUCCUCUCCAGCAUUGAGCACAAGUCUGAAGAAGGAGAUGACAAAACUCAGCUGGUCAAUGAAUAUCGGGAGAAGAUUGAGAAAGAGCUGAAGAACGUUUGCAAUGUGGUCUUGGAGCUCUUAGACAAGCAUCUCAUCCAGAAAGCUAGCGACCCAGAAAGCAAAGUCUUCUAUUUAAAAAUGAAAGGCGACUACUUCCGUUACCUGGCCGAGGUGGCCGCUGGGGAUGACCGAAAGCAGAUAAUUGACAAUGCCCGAAAAGCUUACCAAGAGGCCAUGGACAUCAGCAAGAAGGAGAUGCAACCCACAAAUCCUAUCCGCCUGGGCCUCGCUCUUAACUUCUCCGUGUUCCACUAUGAAAUUGCCAAUGCUCCAGAAGAGGCCAUCAAGCUGGCCAAGACCACCUUCGAUGAAGCCAUGGGUGACCUCCACACGCUCAGCGAAGACUCCUACAAAGACAGCACUCUCAUCAUGCAACUUCUCAGGGACAAUCUCACACUAUGGACAGCAGAGUGCUCAGGAGAAGAAGGCGGAGAAGCGGGAGAAGAGCCAAAGAACUGAACUUUUUAGACAGUAGAAUGAUAGUAACUCCACAUCUCCCUUCCUCUUUUGUUCUUUUUUUCCCAACACAUGGUAUUUUUUAUAAGCUGCAUCUCCAGUUCCUGAAAGUUUCAACGGGAUUUUGACAGCAAAAGGGGAUGGAUUCAUAAAGGACUUAAGCAUUUAUCCACUCGUCCUCAUGUGACAGCUUUGGGAUUACCUUGGUCCUUGGGCCCCGUUCUUCCUGGUAUGUGACAUCUGCUAGACUCACCGCAGCGUGGAACUCCUUGCUUGGGUUUCCCCCCCCCCCCUUCAUAAACUCUUGUGUUUGGUACAGCAUCUGGUUCAUACAAGUGUUCUCCUGGCAUGGGAUGGAUAUUAUAUAUAUAUCCAUAUAUAUAUAUAUAUAAUAAUUUGUAUGUCUAACUGUGAACAAAACUAAAACCCGAAAGCUUAAACAUUAUUUUGCAUGGCAGAGGUACCAAAACAGUAGCUGAACCGAGUUAAACAAAAAUACUUGUCUUUGCUUUCUCCAGGGCUUUUUUUUUUGUUCUGUGGGGUUUUCUCACUCCGGGCCAGAAGUUGGAAACGGGGCCUUGAAUGUGUGAAUGUGGGAGGGAGAAUUUCUUCUCUAAGGGGUUAAAGCUAGCAAUCUCAAGAGAG